UGGAAGACGGGCCAAUCUGCUCCGUCCGUCCACCAGUCAGUCUUGUUAGCAAACGUUCAGAAUUCAGCUGGAUUUCCGGAGGAAAAGCCGAGAAAAUCCCUUGCAGCUUGCAGCGGAUGUUGAUGUGAAGUGUACUUGUGUUUUGUGAUACCGGUGUGUGUCUACUUGUAAAACGGAAACAUUGGAUUGUAAACACACAGAAAGGAAUCGACAGCCAACAAUGAUGAUGGUUGGGAUCUUAUCAAACAAUGAAGCGUAAUCAGCUUCGGUCUUUGCGCUGAUCGGAGGUGAGUGAGUGUAUCGAGAGAUCAAGUGGAAGUGUGUCGAGUUGUCUGGUUGUGUUGUGAGUAGUGAAUAGUGAGCUGUGAAUGAGUGUAGAGGAAGCAGACGAUCCGUGCUGUGUGAUCGAAGACUAGGAUCAACUGGGAAGGAAGAAGGAAGUUGAGUUGAGCAAGUGACGAAGCAGAAAAAAAAACAAACUAAAGCCGCAACCAUGGUGUCGUACUACAAUCACUUUGCGAUGUACCCGAAGAACCACAGUGGAAAUCUGUCGUACUCGGCCACUUCCGGAUGGUAUCCGAGCAAUUACCAGCAUCAGCCACCGCACGCUCAGUUCAUCGGUGAUGGCGAAUCGUCUCCGCAGCCCAUGUACUAUCCGCAUCCGCACGUGUUCCAUCCACAGUCCAGCCCGGAUUGGAGCGGUCACGAGAAUUUCCCGACGCCCCCACAAACGACCCUAUUGCCCCACGGUCCCAGUCCCGGCGGUGGUGGCAGUGGCCUCGGUGGUGGUAUUGGUGGUGCUGGGGGUGGUGGCGGAGGUAUCGGUCUAAAUUUGGCCGGACCGGGCGCUAACCAUCUGCAUCAUCAUCACCAUCAUCAUCACAGUAGCAGCAGCAGUGGCAGUGGCGGUGGCGGCAACAACAAUGCCGGAAAUAAUGCCCACAAUGACCAUCUGGCCGACGGGUUACACAGCAUACCUUCACCCCCGAUUACGGUCUCGGGCAGCGAUAUGUCGAGUCCGGGCGCACCGACGGGAUCGGCUUCACCGCAGAUCACGCCACGUCCAACGCCGGUCAAGAGCCCGUACGAGUGGAUGAAGAAGCAAUCCUACCAGAGCCAACCGAAUCCAGGACUCCUCAACAUCUGCUCGGCACCAUCGCUGCAAGACUUCGCCCCCGUGGAAUCCGGUGGGAAAACGCGCACGAAGGACAAGUACCGGGUGGUGUACACGGAUCAGCAGCGACUCGAGCUGGAGAAAGAGUUCCACUACACGCGCUACAUCACGAUCCGCCGGAAGUCGGAGCUGGCCCAGAAUCUGCAGCUUUCCGAGCGGCAGGUGAAGAUUUGGUUCCAGAACCGGCGCGCCAAGGAUCGCAAGCAGAAGAAGAAGGCCGAAAGUGGCAGCGCUGGUGGUGGCGCUGUUGGUGGUGGUCCGGGAAGCAUCGGUAGUGGUAUUGUUGGUGGCGGAUCGGGUGGUGCUGGUGGUGGCCUCGGAAUGGUCGGUGGUCCUCACCAUCACCAUCAUCAUCUGGGGCCGCAAUCGUUGGUGGCGCACUCGCAAUCGGCCGGCCAGAACCAUCCGCACAGUCUGCUGGUCGAUACGAAACCGAAGCUCGAACCAUCGCUCCACCUUUCGCAUCUGCACCAGAUGAGCGCCAUGAGCAUGGGCAUGGGCUCGAUGGGGCUGCACCAUCCGGCUCACCAUCACCUUCAUCCGCACCUCGGUGUGCCGUCGGCCUCGCAGCACCUCAACUCGGUACAGGGUGGUGGCCCCGGUUCACAGGUGCCCACCUCGCUCAGCAUAAUGUGAUGCGGCUAAAGUGAAGCGCGCACACGGUCGCAUGGACGCACACAGCCUCGGUUUAAUUUAUUUGCUGUUCACCGGUUCCCCCCACAUCCUCUCGUCCUCCCCUCCUUCACGUCACCUAAUCCUCAUCCAGCCAGCAAGUGCGUUGCGCAGAGCAGAGACACACAGAGAUUAGCAGCAUCAGAAGCAGAAGCAGCAGACAACGCGCACAGCCUUAGAACAAACAAACGAAUGCAUUUGGUUAGGGGAAGGUAUGGAGAAGCUCCGAGAAGCUCUACUGUAAACUGUAUGUUGGAGAACGUGUUGGACAGGUGAUUGAGGAGCGCUUGAUGAUAACUUAUCUUCUUCACCCAAUCAUCGAUCACAUCGGAUCAUCGGUUGUGGUUGGUCCAAAAUGGUACGUGGGACCAAGCGAAGUAAAGUUAGCAAAACGUUUGUCCGACUGGGAACUGCGGAGGGGUCGUGAAGUGGCUUAAGGGCAAUCGAAGAAGAAAAGAAUAGAAUAGAUAGAGAGAUCGUAGGGACGCGAAGACGCAGACGGGAAGUGGCGGCAGUAGUGGCUACACAAAAUAAAAUCUAAUUCAAGUGCAAUGUAUAAACGAGAUAUACUUUUAAUGUUACGCGAAGCAUUAGGACGCAGCAGCAGUAGAAGCAUUCUGCGAGUAGAAAAGUAGUGUAGAGAGAGAGAGAGCGGCGCCACGCAGUAUCGUCGUCAUCGCAUUGGUAGGGAAUAUCGGGUCAUAUCCCUCCCCGCACAGGUGGAACAGCAACAGCUGGUGGUGGUGGUGGUGGUGGUGAAAGACCGCGAGAUGACAAACGGAACAACCUGCCACCAACCGAUCGACCUACUGCUGCCGGGGGGAGGGAUGGGCUCUGGGCACAACCUGGCCUUACCGUUUUUUAUGGGUUAGAUGUUCUAGUUUUAAUGGCGAUGGCGAUGGCAGUAAUAAGGGGGGGUGUGUACGCGCGCGCGCGAGAGAGGUGUUAGAAGGGUUCGUGGAAGGGGAAUGGAGCAUUCAAGGUCGCGGAGGGCGCUGUACCGCUAACCGAUGCGCGAAUCCGCCCGAUUCCGCCCGGCGCAAACAUGCAAAACGUGACGCGAUGAUGAACGGGACUCAUGGGAGACGGCCCAGUUCCUUUCUCGCGGCUUGUUUGCUUCAUUUCUUCUUCUCAAUCCGACCUUGCACACAGCACACCUUACCAGCUUGCUUACCUGUAUUCUUUUUAUGUGUUUUUUUGAGAUUCAUCUCUAAGAGAUCGUGCUGCUAGUUAAGAUUAAGAGGUCACCCAAACAUCACACCCAACACCCUCACACACAAGAGUUAGGGGUUCUCGGUAUCUGCUACGAUGUUAGUGAUCGAGACGGUGGCUAAGAAGAACGAAAGAAGCUUACAUUUAAGGGCCCACUGUGCGGAAGAGUAUUAAACAAUCGAUUGUAACUUACUAAAGGUAGAUACAAAAGGAAAAUGUGAAAAUAGUGAACUAAAAAGAGGGGAGAAGAAAAUAAUGUUGUAAACACACACAUACCAACACACAAACACACCUAAAAACACUGUUUUGCUGGCGUAGAAACUCAAGAUGCAACUCAAUAAAGUUUAGUUUCCAAAAACCCUA
Messenger RNA from Anopheles aquasalis, 3421 nucleotides. It is a transcript of the gene cad, whose product is annotated as caudal type homeobox. Gene Ontology annotation, cellular component: nucleus. Lineage: Eukaryota; Metazoa; Arthropoda; Insecta; Diptera; Culicidae. Gene Ontology annotation, molecular function: DNA-binding transcription factor activity, RNA polymerase II-specific; RNA polymerase II transcription regulatory region sequence-specific DNA binding. Gene Ontology annotation, biological process: anterior/posterior axis specification; cell differentiation; animal organ morphogenesis. The record is from RefSeq and is a predicted model, not a curated record.